CGUCAGCACGCUAAGCCCCCAAGCCCAGACCGAGGCUGUAAACAAUAAAACCCAACCCCGUCCAUCAUCCAUGCGCUAAAGAUGCAUUUAUCCGCGAUGACGGCGGUGUUGUUGGUGCUGCUGUGCCUCCUGUGCUCCCUCAGGUCCGCUCAAGGUUACUCUGGGAACCCUCUGAACAAGUACAUCCGUCACUACGAGGGUCUGUCGUACGACACAGAUCUGCUGCACAGUCAGCACACGAGAGCCAAGAGAGCGCUGUCUCUACAGGAGCGAGAGCUACAGCUGGACUUCCACGCUCACGGCAGACAUUUCAGCCUGCGAAUGAAGCGAGACACCAGGCUGUUUUCAGACGACUUUAAGCUGGAGAUGUCUGGACAGGAGCUGGACUACGACACAUCGCACAUCUACACUGGAGAAAUAUACGGUGAACAUGGCUCUCUGACGCACGGCUCGGUCGUGGAUGGGAAGUUCGAGGGCUUCAUUCAGACCCAUCGAGGGAUGUAUUACGUGGAGCCGGUCGAGAGAUACCUGCAGGACAAGAACGUCCCGUUCCACUCCGUCAUCUACCACGAGGACGACAUCCAUUAUCCUCACAGAUAUGGACCAGCAGGCGGCUGCGCAGACUCGUCUGUGUUCGAGCGCAUGAAGAGAUAUCAGGCGUCUGCGCUGGAGGAACCGCUCAAGGAGACCAUCACAGAUGACCACGUCUUACUGAGGAAGAGGAGGAUGACACAGGUGGAGAAGAACACCUGCCAGCUCUUCAUCCAAACCGAUCACCUCUUCUUCAAGUACUACAAGACCAGAGAGGCCGUGAUCGCUCAGAUCUCCAGUCACAUCAAGGCCAUCGAUGCCAUCUACCAGGGCACAGACUUCAUGGGCAUCCGCAACAUCAGCUUCAUGGUCAAGAGGAUACGGAUAAACACCACGAAUGAUGAGCGCGAUCGCUCCAACCCCUUCCGCUUCGCUAACAUCGGCGUGGAGAAGUUCCUGGAGCUGAACUCGGAGCAGAAUCAUGAUGAUUACUGUCUGGCGUAUGUCUUCACCGACCGGGACUUUGACGACGGUGUGCUGGGUCUGGCCUGGGUCGGGGCUCCAGCCGGGAGCUCUGGGGGAAUCUGUGAGAAGAACAAGCUGUAUUCUGAUGGGAAGAAGAAGUCUCUGAACACUGGGAUCAUCACAGUGCAGAACUACGCCUCACAUGUGCCUCCCAAAGUCUCACACAUCACCUUCGCUCACGAGGUCGGACACAACUUCGGUUCCCCGCAUGACUCCGGGUCAGAGUGCACUCCCGGCGAGUCUAAGAGCCAGGAUAAGAAGGAGAGAGGGAACUACAUCAUGUACGCUCGAGCCACUUCUGGAGACAAGCUGAACAACAACAAGUUCUCCGUCUGCAGCGUCAAGAACAUCAGCCAGGUGCUGGAGAAGAAGCGCGGCACCUGUUUCGUGGAGUCCGGACAGCCCAUCUGUGGGAACGGUCUGGUGGAGCCGGGCGAGGAGUGUGACUGUGGCUACAGUGAUCAGUGUAAAGAUGACUGCUGCUACGAUGCUAAUCAGCCAGACAACAGGAAGUGCAAACUCAAGCCCAACAAAGUCUGCAGUCCCAGUCAGGGCCCCUGCUGCAGGGCCGAGUGCUCCUACAAGGGCCGGAACGAGAAGUGUCGUGAGGAGUCGGAGUGUGCUCAUCAGGGCAUGUGUAACGGUGCCUCGGCACAGUGCCCCACCUCAGAGCCCAAAGCUAACUUCACCGCCUGCCACGGGGACACACAGGUCUGCCUGAACGGGGGCUGCUCCGGCUCCAUCUGUGAGAAAUACGGUCUGGAGGUCUGCACCUGCGCCAGUGUGGACGGCAAAGACGAGACCGAGCUCUGCCACGUGUGCUGCAUGGAGAGAAUGAACCCCAGCACCUGCAGCAGCACAGGCUCCGAGCGUCUCGCCCGCUUCUUCAAUAAGAGGGUCACCACUCUCCAGGCCGGCUCGCCCUGCAACGACUUCAAGGGCUACUGCGACGUCUUCAUGAAGUGCCGUCUGGUGGACGCUGAUGGUCCUCUGGCGCGCCUGAAGAAGGCCAUCUUCAACCCGGAGCUAUACGAGAACAUCGCAGAGUGGAUUGUGGCUCACUGGUGGGCAGUUCUUCUGAUGGGAAUCGCUCUCAUCAUGCUGAUGGCCGGAUUCAUUAAGAUCUGCAGUGUUCACACACCCAGCAGUAACCCCAAACUGCCUCCUCCUAAACCUCUGCCAGGUACUCUGAAGAGACGACGAGCUCAGCAGCAGCAGCAGCAGCACCAGAACCAGCACCAGAACCAGCACCAGCACCAGAACCAGCACCAGCACGCUCACCAGAACCAGCGGGCCGCUCCACGCCAGGCUCAGCGUCAGCGCCAGCCCCAGUCCCGGGAGAACUACCAGAUGGGCCAGAUGAGACGCUGAUGCCUCCAGUCCAUGACGCUUCCUCAGACUGCCCUCCUCUCCGUCCGAGCAUCAGUUCUGUUUUACCCUCCAGGGCCAAGGUUUACCGGGGUAUCUGUACAUAGUGUCUCCUGUCGUCCUUCAUGAACUCCUCUCAAGACGCCUGGUUUGAUAUCAAACAUCUUUUUAUGGAUUUGUGCAGAGCUUCAGCACAGAAAAGGACUUUUAUUUUGUAAGAGCAGAAACGUUACACCUUCCCUUUUCCGCAGAUGCGCGGCUGUAUAGAGAAACGAUAUUAGCUGUAUUAUAUGCGAGAACAGAUUAUCUCUUUUACUGUCAGUAAGAGAUCUACACUUGCUUUUUUGUUGAAAAUACUCAGGACUCAAACUCACUAAUGAAGGAGGCGGUUCAGCGUCAGUCCGCCGUUUACAUGCUUCAUUCUGUGUGCGUUCGUGUUUGUUUGUAUAUAGCUACACACUUCUGUGGCAAGCCAUUUCAACAUUUAAUCCUGAAAACUUCUUCUAACCCAUUCUUAAGGUACUAGCCUCUUUAUAAAAGUACUAAUUCUCAUAAGAUACUAAGAUGUGUUCAUUAGCUGCUAGUGCUUAUUAUUUAGGUACUAGUAACUUUUCAAAGGGGUCAUAUGAUGCUGCUAAAAAGAACAUUAUUGUGUGUAUUUGGUGUGAAAAAAAUCUGGUAUGAAAUGUUUGUGGUUUAAGAAAUGCGUAUCUUCUGAAAUGCUGUCUUUCUGAAAUGCAUUGAUUUUUUUACAAAGCUUGUCAUCCUGAAGAGCGAGGUGUGCUCUGAUUGGCCAGCUGUUCAGUGCGUUGUGAUUGGCUGAUUGCCUCAAGCGUGUGAUGGAAGUGUUACGCCCCUCACUGCUGUGUGCCCAGGAGCACAGAGACAAAACAUGAAAACCCAUUGCAAACGAGCCGUUUGUUGCAUCUAGUGGGGACAUAAUUACUGAUUAUAAUGACUUAUACUGUGUUUUUACGCAUUGCAUCGCGUCGUGUAAACCCAAAACCUUUUGUGAUGGGAGAAACGACAAACAACAAGCUCUACUCCACCCCAGCGGCUCUCAGCCCCAGUCCUCACGCCCCGAGCUAGGCAUAUUCUGCAUGUCUCUCUGUUAACACACCUGAUUAAUGUCAUCAGCUCGUUAGAAGUGAGCUCCGUUCAUCAACUGUGUUCUCAUUGACAUGCUCCCUACACAGUGUUCAUUGCUCCCUACUCCCUGAGCAGGGAAAUCUGUUGAAGUUUACCUCACUUCCGAACAUUCAUUCAUGGAUUUGCACUGCACAACGUCUUCACACAUGGACAAGUGUGGCAUCACAUACCUCUAAAUAAAGACAAAUUAACUUCA
Molecule: messenger RNA, 3769 nt
Organism: Carassius auratus (goldfish)
Lineage: Eukaryota; Metazoa; Chordata; Actinopteri; Cypriniformes; Cyprinidae
Product: disintegrin and metalloproteinase domain-containing protein 10-like
Exons: 16
Coding region: 82-2427 (781 amino acids)
Biological process (GO): membrane protein ectodomain proteolysis; Notch signaling pathway
Cellular component (GO): synaptic membrane; plasma membrane
Molecular function (GO): metalloendopeptidase activity involved in amyloid precursor protein catabolic process
Source: RefSeq, a predicted model, not a curated record